UUUAUAAAAUACUCCUUAAAUAAAAUACAGAUAUAGAUUUGCAGAUUUUGGAAUUCGGUUGGAUCCGAGCACCUCUAAUUCGAGAAAUCGAAGUAUGUGUUUGUGAGAGUUGGACUGCUCUUAACUUCAUUUGAAUUUGUUGCUGUGAGAGUUGGACUGCUAUUUGACUAUUCAGUUGGAUGAAUUUCUGGUUCAAUUGGAUCUGAUCUGAUUGAGUUCGCAUCGCACUUCCAACAGGAUGACUGAGGCGCAGCUGGAUUCAAAUCAACCGGCCGAGGCUAUUGAUGGCCCCAGAAAUGUGCUGGAUUUGGGAGCAUUUGUUGGCGAAUUGACUGAUGAAGACGACGCGGCCAGUGAUGAUUUCUCACUCCAAGGACUAGAGCAGGAGCUUGAAGACUGUAAAACUGACGAUGUGGUUUCUAUGAUACUGUCGAAAGGUUCAUCAUUGCGGGACUACACUAGGGAUGUUGAGAACAAUCUAAGGCAGACUGAACUCGAGUCUAUUGAGGAUUAUAUUAAAGAAAGUGACAAUCUAGUAUCUCUUCAUGACCAAAUUCAUGAGUGCGACACCAUCCUUUCACAAAUGGAAAAUCUCCUUAGUGGAUUUCAGGCAGAGAUAGGUUCAAUUAGUUCUGACAUAAAGAUUCUUCAAGAAAAGUCUAUGGAUAUGGGGCUCAAGCUAAAGAAUCGAAAGGCAGCAGAAUCGAAAUUGUCUAAAUUUGUUGAGGAAAUAAUUGUUCCGCCAAGGAUGAUAGACAUAAUAGUUGACGGAGAGGUGAAUGAGGACUAUAUGAAGACCCUUGAGAUUCUUAGCAAAAAGCUCAAGUUUGUUGAAGUUGAUAGCAUGGUGAAAACAUCUAAAGCUUUAAAUGAUGUUCAACCUGAACUAGAAAAGCUUCGUCAAAAAGCAGUUUCAAAGGUGUUCGACUUCAUGGUUCAGAAACUAACCGCUUUAAGGAAACCCAAGACAAAUGUUCAGAUUCUUCAGCAAAGUGUUCUUUUAAAAUACAAAUAUGUGAUUUUGUUUAUGAAGGAGCAUGGGAAGGAGGUGUAUCUUGAUGUUCGUGCUGCAUAUAUUGAUACCAUGAAUAAGGUCUUAAGUACAAAUAUUCGAGCUUAUAUUCAAGCCUUAGAGAAGCUGCAAUUGGAUAUAGCAACAUCAAAUGAUUUGAUUGGUAUUGACACAAGAAGCACCAGUCUUUUUUUGAGAGGAAGGGAACCAUUGAAAAAUCGGUCUGCUGUUUUUGCCUUAGGAGAAAGGAUAAAUAUCCUCAAGGAAAUUGAUGAAUCUGCUUUGAUUCCACACAUAGCUGAAGCCAGUUCUAAAAAGUAUCCUUAUGAAGUCCUUUUUAGGAGCUUGCAGAAGUUGCUUAUGGAUACUGCUACUUCUGAAUAUCUAUUCUGUGAUGAAUUCUUUGGAGAAGAAUCAAUGUUUUAUGACAUAUUUGCUGGUCCUUUCUUAGUAAUUGAUGAACACAUGAACACGAUUCUCCCUAACUGUUUUGAUGCCAUUGGUUUGAUGCUCAUGAUUCGUAUUAUAUACCAGCACCAGCUUAUAAUGUCUCGGAGGCGAAUACCAUGUCUAGAUUCAUACUUGGAUAAGGUUAAUAUUUCUCUAUGGCCACGGUUUAAGAUAGUGUUUGACAUGCACGUGAACAGCCUACGAAAUGCCAAUGUCCGGGGUUUAUGGGAAGAUGAUGUGCAUCCACAUUAUGUUAUGAGACGCUAUGCAGAAUUUACGGCUUCACUAAUUCAACUUAAUGUGGAUUAUGGAGAUGGUCAGCUAGAACUCAACUUGGAAAGAUUGCGAAUGUCAGUGGAUGAUUUGCUUGUCAAGCUCGCCAAAUUGUUCCAGAAACCAAAGUCACAAACUAUAUUUUUGAUAAAUAACUAUGACAUGACAAUUGCUGUACUGAAGGAAGCCGGUCCCGAUGGUGGAAAAAUUCAAAUGUACUUUGAAGAGUUGCUGAAGAGCAAUACGGCCAUUUAUGUGGAGGAACUGCUUGCAGAACACUUCCGUGACCUAAUCAAGUUUGUAAAGACAAGAGCUUGUACGUCUCGCAACAUAUUUUUUUUUUAUUAUAAUUGUAGAUUGUAUUUCUGGGAAAUUGGUCUAUAUUUGAUUUUUAUCCAUGAAUUAUCAGCUGAGGACCCAAGGUCAGGGUCAGGGCAGCCAAUUACUGCGAGUGAAGUUGAAAUUAUCGUCAAGGAUUUUGGCAGCAGAUGGAAAGCUGCAAUAGAGUUGAUGCACAAUGAUGUUAUUACUUCCUUUAGCAACUUCUUAUGCGGUAUGGAAAUUCUGAGAGCUGCUCUGACUCAGUUACUGCUUUACUACACCAGGCUUUCCGAUUGCACGAAGAAAAUUGCUGGUGGGUCUGCCUUGAACAAGGAUUUGGUUUCCAUAUCUUCAAUAAUGUAUGAAAUUAAGAAAUAUUCUAGAACAUUUUAGUGUUUCAUUUCAUUUUUCUUGAGAUCAGUGUACUAAAAAGACAAGCUUGGCGUUUGGAAAUCUUACUUGUAAGCUGUUUGUGCACUACUGUUUGUAAUCAGCUCUGGAUAUUCUGUUUGCAUGUUUAGGUUUCUUUGUAUAAACCACAUGAUCAAAUGUAACAUCCUUGGACCUACUCAAGUAACAA
This is a messenger RNA of Salvia splendens (bonfire salvia), 2636 nucleotides long. RefSeq names its product vacuolar protein sorting-associated protein 52 A. Lineage: Eukaryota; Viridiplantae; Streptophyta; Magnoliopsida; Lamiales; Lamiaceae. Gene Ontology annotation, cellular component: GARP complex. Bases 239 to 2449 code for a protein of 736 amino acids. Gene Ontology annotation, molecular function: syntaxin binding. The record is from RefSeq and is a predicted model, not a curated record. Gene Ontology annotation, biological process: retrograde transport, endosome to Golgi; Golgi to vacuole transport; endocytic recycling. The transcript has 19 exons.